Aspergillus nomiae NRRL 13137 is the source of this 1413-nucleotide messenger RNA. Its product is annotated as aminoacyl transferase sphA. Gene Ontology annotation, biological process: biosynthetic process. Gene Ontology annotation, molecular function: pyridoxal phosphate binding. The record is from RefSeq and is a predicted model, not a curated record. The transcript has 3 exons. Bases 1 to 1413 code for a protein of 470 amino acids. NCBI's taxonomy places the organism in Eukaryota, Fungi, Ascomycota, Eurotiomycetes, Eurotiales, Aspergillaceae.
AUGGGAUCUAACGGCAAAGUCGUCUCGGAGGUGGUCUCCUGGAUCAAGAGCCAGAAACUGGUCGCUCCCCGCAUGAAAGAUGCCCCCACAUUCUACCGAAAUCUCGAGGAGGCCUUAGAUGUUCGACGGUCAACCCAAUCUCUAAUGACCCGCGGACAAAGCACAUGGAAAACUGGAGAUGCGAUUGACUUCUGCUCCAAUGAUCUUCUCUCUCUCGGACUCACAGGAGAACUGCGAAGGGAGUUCCUAGCUGAGCUGGCCAGACACCCAGACUUCUCGCUGCAUUCUGGGGGCUCCCGCGUUAUGGGUGGCAACUACGACUAUAUCGAGGAUGUCGAGCAGGAGAUCGCCGACUUCCUCGGGGCAGAAACGGCUCUCAUGUUUAACUCCGGGUCGAACGGAAACAUUGCCAUCUACACAGCUAUCCCACGGCCUGGGGAUGCCAUUGUAUACGAUGAGCUGGUUCACUUCAGCACGCACACAGGCAUGGCUGCCUCGUUGGCUACGACCAAGGUUGCCUUCCGCCACAAUGACCUUGACGCCUUUCGAGAGGCCAUGUCCUCCACCAUGGACUCUCAACCCAUGCUUCAGGACGGUUCACGCUCGAUCCUUGUAUCCGUAGAGUCGGUGUACAGCAUGGAUGGAGACGUUUGCCCUCUAGUGGAGAUGCUCGAGAUUGCUCGAGAAAUCUGUCCCAAGGGGAACUUUGCUUUCAUUGCGGACGAGGCUCAUGCCACUGGAGUCGUGGGUCCUAAAGGUGUCGGUCUCGUCAAGCAUCUGGGUCUAGAAAAUGAGGUUGCAAUUCGACUGAAUACCUGCGGCAAGGCCUUGGCCUGUACUGGAUCUGUGGUUCUUGGAAAUGCCACGGUUCGAAACAUGAUGCUGAACUAUGCUGGGUCCCUGGUGAACACCACAUCCCCAUCCUUCCCGUCGGUUGCAGUCAUUCGCUCAGCCUAUAACCUGAUGAGGACUGGGGCCACGCAGAAGGCUCAAGACAACAUACAACAUCUCGUCAAGUACUUCUUCAAAUCCAUCACCUCCAGCGACAUCUGGGACGAAGCCACCGAUAUGGGUAUCUUGUCUAUCCCCGUGGCCGAGGACUAUGAGGAGCUGGACUUUGUGACGCAUAUUGUGCCAAUCUGGACCCGGCAGAAGUACAACUGGUGGCUCUUUUUCCACCUGCAACUGGCGAAAAUUGCGGUCGUUCCCAUUGACUAUCCCCAGGUUCCCAAAGGCAAAUCACGAGUCAGGGUCAUGAUCCAUGCUGGAAAUACGGAGGAAGAGGUGGAUUAUCUGGUGGCGACGCUUUGCGACUUUGCAAAGGAGAUGAUCGAUAUCGAGGAGGGUGGCGAAAAGGGCAAGAUACCAAAAGCCGCGCAAGAGAUUUACGCGUUGAUGGCCGCUCACACUUGA